Molecule: messenger RNA, 1863 nt
Organism: Symbiodinium natans
Lineage: Eukaryota; Dinophyceae; Suessiales; Symbiodiniaceae
Source: the annotation of a GenBank genome assembly
AUGACCAUGACGUGGAACUGCUUCAUCGGGCUGCUAGCAAGGCUGGCAAUAGCCCUCUCAGCCGACUCCAGCCCCGGCGCCUCUUGCGACGACUUGGCAGACGGUGCCUUGGUGCAGCUGUCUCAUCGCGGUGCGAGACUCAACCGGUCUGAGUCGGUCGAGGAGCAAUUUGGGACCGACAAGGUGAUCAGCACUCUCGCGAACGCGAAGCUCUGUCGGCUUAUCCGGAAUCCUACGGGCAAAGGUCCCAUCUGCACCGAACUCGACUGCUCUGAUCCGGUGUUUGCCAUGUGUUGUCCUCGUCAGUGCGGGGUGCAUCCGCCAAGCAGCUGCACUGGCUUCAACCCAGCUUGCCAGGUCCGCAAGGCAGCUUGCGAGAUGGUCCUCUUCUUGGCCGAUGACGCGAACCCCUUGCUGCAACCGCAGCUCUACGUUGCUCCGGGCACUUAUUAUCCUGCAGACCCAGGUGAUGUCACAACUGCAGACAUGGGAGGCUACGAUCAGAAUCUUUGGCAGGUGCUGCAGAAUCUGACGAGCAUUUGCCUGGGUGAUGGCUUCCUUUGGCUUCGCAACCAGAGCAGCUUCAUCAAGAGCAGGGCGAACUUCAGCGGCUACGAUGAGCAGACGGAGAAUCUGACCAACACGUGCCCCACAAAUCCAGAGUCGCAAGCCGACGAUGAGGAAGGAAAGGACAGCAUGCAGGCAGGGGUGCGCACGGUGAUCAAAACCGCCGUGGGAAUUGACACAUACGUCGUCGACAUGGCUUUGGGUGGUGGAGUGGCUGGGGUGAUUGCAGGUAAUAUCUUUUCUUCAGCGAUGGGGUUGGCACAAGGACAGACCAAUGGAGCACCAACAAAUCCCUGCACCUAUGCAAAAAAGAACAAGUGGGGCGAGUGUGUCUGGGGGCAGGUCCAGCAGUAUGUCGAGAGGUACGUCACCUCGUACGUGCAGAAAGCCUUGCAGAAGUACAACAAAGGGCAACUCAGGAUGAAAAUGAGCGCUCUCAACUUCCAAUUGGCCCAAAUCAAGAAGGCAUAUCUGGACAAUUCUGGGGACCCAAAGGCACUGAGCAAUGUUGUGAAUACGAUGGGCAACUUGUUCGUGACGGUUACGAAGGAGGUGGCAUUCUUCGUAGACAGCCAGCUGCUCACCCCAUUCUUGAGCAUCAGCCUGAACGUGCAGGGACUGGUCCUGUCCUCGAAGAGACUGCGGAGCCCAUUCCACUUCAAGGCCCUCGCAGGCUCUGCUGUCUGCUAUGCGAAGGUUGUCCUGAAGCGUGCCACCUACUUAAUGCAAAGUCGGAUGGCGGAGCUCAAGGGCAUCCAAGUCAAUCGCACCUCAUUGAGGGGCGAUGGGCACCACUGGCGAUACUACUAUUCAGGGCCGUACGAUGCAGAGUGCCAGACCACCGAGAACGAUGCGCUCAAAGACAGCCCGUACAUCUGCGACCCAGAGUAUGGCGAAUCGCACACCCCUCACCACUCUCUGCCCCAGAACCGCCAAGGGAAGGGCGACUGCGGCAACUCGGAGGGUUCCAAGGGCAACAUCGCAUGGAAGAAUUGGAUGUUCCAUCAGGCCUUCGUGCGAAGGAUGCAGCAGCAGACCUGGGGGAAGUUCCUCGAGCCCGUCGUAAGCUGGCUCGAGAUCGCUCAGAACUUGGAGGCGAACGCAUCCACCCUGAAUUUCACAGCGCGCGACUGGGUCUGCAAAAAAGGCGUCGUGCCGCCCCCCGUCGCCGACGUGGCCAACCUGAGCAACCCCUCGGCGGGUGUCGAUCCGACUCCUCUGGUCCAAAUGUUUGCCAGCUGCCCAUUCGAGAUCGAGCGGCGGCGACGGUCCUGGCACAUGUGCUCUUUACAUUGA